AUGUCAGACCACAACUCAGCCUCUGAUUCAGAGUCCAACAAACAACCUCCAGCAAAUGAAGAAGAGAUUGCUGUCCUGCAGUCUUAUCUCGAGCAAUGGCGCUCAGCUGCUUCAUCGGAGCGAAAGAAUAUCUUGAGAGCGGCUACCAUGGAAGCCCGGACAAAAGCACCAGUGAUGUCAAUUGUACUGUCCAAGGCUCGCAAAGUGACAUAUGAGACAUGGUUCCGGAACCAUGCGAAGGCCAAGAAACCGGGGAAACCCCCCAUCAAGAUGGGGCAGAAAUGGACCGAGAGAAGUGUCAUAGACACACUCCGGAAGAAGGAGCUCUUGAGAAAAAUCGAGGACGAGACUGGUGCCAAACCCGGAACAAAGGAGAUGAUGAACCAUUACACGGUUCACCUGAACCGGCUGAUGGCAUCGCUUUCACCGGAAGACCUUGAAGAAGCCAAAGAGACAGCUGAUAAAUGGAAUAGUCAGGGCAUUCCAGACAAUGUCAAAGUGGAGAUUGCAAGAAAGAAAGGCGACGGUAUGAUCCGACACUUUGCAUCGGAGAUGUGGAACUGCGCCAGGAUCAGGGUGUUUGUGUUGUCAGCUUGGAAGGAUGGAGAGAGCAAGGUCCAGGUAUCUGGACAUGACUAUAACCAAGAGUUUGGUGGUGCCAAGUCAUUCAUGAAGACUCAGAACUGGAAAGUGAUCGAGCCAGAAUGGGACGCAUAUGCUGCAAGUGUAUUCAAGGGCGAUGUGGAGGAAAAUACGGUUGCUCGGAAGAGGGGUAGACAGGACAACACGUAUAGCCUUGACAUCGGAGAUGAUGGAUAUCCUGUAAUCCCUGCAUAUGAGUCCAUGGAUUUAGAUACAAAGAAGGCAGUCAUCUGGGCAUUUUUGACAUGGCAUUACAGGAAGUGUUGCGGGGACCCCAAAGUCUCCGUACCAUGGAAAUAUGUGAUACCCAGAUACAACAAGAUCAUUCCCGUACAAUAUCUUCCAGAUGGUCACGAUCUCGCUGAGCCAUUGAAGUUAAGGCAGGUCCACGCCACAGAGUUGUUACAGUUUUGGCAUAGCAGACAGGAGGAAGGCAAAGAGCAUGUCUUUGAAUUCAUAGGAUGGUGGGACAAUGAUAGUGAGGACAUCGUCCUUGCAACCGAGCGAGAUGGGCGUGUCACUAGCCGGGCACAGCCAAUCACCCAGAUGAAGAAACCAUCAGGAUCAAAGUCAAAGCAGCCUGGUUAUCACAGGCAAUCUACGGCUGGACACACUUCUGGUAAAAAGAUGAAGGACAACGAGCCAACCGCUGCACGUCGCUCCGGAGUCAAGGUAGUGAAGAGCGCCUCAUCUUCAACUCCCCAAAACAAGAGCGAGAAAUCCAAGAACAAACUCAAGUCAUCCGAGGAGGAUAUUCACUACACAGGGACGGCAGCCGAUGGGUCUUCUGCUGAACCAUCCGAGGACUCAGAUGAUGAUAUGCCACCUCCCCGGAAAGGAAGGCAAUUGGAGGGGAGGAACUUGCAUACGGGGUCACAAACACAUGGCUACCAUGUGGCUCUCAUGAGUAGCAAUGACUCUGAAAGUGAGGUCGAACAGGAUGUCCCUCAAAAGGCGAUUGCGGCUUCAGGCAAACAUGCCAGGAAGGAUAUGGCCGCAAAUAUCAAGGCUCGGACCCCCAAUAUAAGCUCGACGGGGAGCAGGGCACUGGUCAGUCGAGAAAAGGAAGCUGUUAAACAUAAUGCAAAGGUUACUGCACGUGAUCGAUCUAAGUCCAGAGUGGCAGAAGUGGUAAUUCCGCCAGUUCGGCUGGUGGGACCAGCCUCCCAGGCUGGUCAGGCCGCGCCUGCCAACCAGGCAAAUGUCAAUCAUGAAGCUUCCGCAUCAAACAGAACGGCGACACAUGCAAUGCCCAUGGCACGCCAUCUGACCGGUGGUGAACAUGCAAGGAAAGAAGGGAGGAAAUGUCCUGCCGAAGAAACUUUAGAAGAGUCGCCUGUGAAACAGACAAGAAGCUGA
Molecule: messenger RNA, 2001 nt
Organism: Suillus discolor
Lineage: Eukaryota; Fungi; Basidiomycota; Agaricomycetes; Boletales; Suillaceae
Exons: 5
Coding region: 1-2001 (666 amino acids)
Source: RefSeq, a predicted model, not a curated record